CUCAUAUAUGUAUGUGCUUCUUAGUAAAUGCUGUCAGUGGAAAUUUUUAAGUACUUUAAUUUUAAGAAAUCUGUUUUAAUUGGAAGGCCCUACAGAAUGGGAUGUCUGUGCUUGAGGAAGUUCGCCUCGUAUCCCUCAGUUCCACAGGACAUUAUGAACAACCUCAAGAUGAAUACAGCACUAAGUCGUAGUCAGAUCAAGUAUCUGUAUAUUCGAUUCUACCAGUUUUCAGGUGGAGGCAAAGAUCCGCCAAGUCAUCUGCACAAGUACAAUUUCUAUUCAGGACUACUGCAACUAAACCCCUUACUGCCAACCAUAUUGAACUCCAUGUUCGGGGAUAAAGUGACAAUUACCUUUGUGGAUUUCGCUCUGUUUCUGAGCACCUUUCAGGCCCAUUCUCUUAAAACCUCCAAUGAGCUUAAAAAUGUGAUGAUGGACAAGAAGUUAAGGUUAAUUUUCAACAUGUACGAUAACAACAAGGACGGUCGUAUUACAAAGUAUGACUUAGUUGUAGUUGUCCACAAGCUGUUUUCAAAUCUAUUGGAUCACGUGCAGAUCAUGCGCAUUGUGGAUACCAUGAUGAAGGAAAUGGAUCAUACGGAUUCGAACCAAAUAAUGUUCCAAGACUUCUGCAAAGCAUUUGCAGUUUUCGAUAUGACCGAAAUGGUGGUCACCUGGAUACCCGAAUACCAUGGUCGAACCACAGAUGAUUUGCAAUAAGUAAUUCGUUUAUUUAUUCCACUGCACACAAAUUUGAAAAUUAAAUGUACACAUGAUUUAGCCGCUGAGAGCCGUCAAAACCUGCGUUAAGAGUUUAAGAACAUUAACCAGGGCGGGACUCAACAAUGUUAACAAAUUAAGGUCCCCAGAUGAAAGACUUGAAAGUGCGCUCGAUAAACUGGACAAAAGGGAGUUGUUUACACAUGUGGUCCCAGUAGUGCCAGUUGUAGAAUCAAGGAGUCCAGCAGCUUUAGAUGUACGUAUUAUUUGCAGAAUCAAGAUCUUU
Messenger RNA from Drosophila sechellia, 1006 nucleotides. Its product is annotated as calcineurin B homologous protein 3. Bases 28 to 720 code for a protein of 230 amino acids. Gene Ontology annotation, molecular function: calcium ion binding. Lineage: Eukaryota; Metazoa; Arthropoda; Insecta; Diptera; Drosophilidae. The transcript is spliced from 3 exons. The record is from RefSeq and is a predicted model, not a curated record.